Messenger RNA from Vombatus ursinus (common wombat), 3981 nucleotides. It is a transcript of the gene DENND3, whose product is annotated as DENN domain containing 3. Gene Ontology annotation, molecular function: protein binding. Bases 1 to 3873 code for a protein of 1290 amino acids. The transcript has 23 exons. Gene Ontology annotation, biological process: regulation of Rab protein signal transduction. The record is from RefSeq and is a predicted model, not a curated record. Gene Ontology annotation, cellular component: cytoplasmic vesicle. Lineage: Eukaryota; Metazoa; Chordata; Mammalia; Diprotodontia; Vombatidae.
AUGGCGGAGCCGGGCUCGGUGCCGCCCCACCUGUUGCUGCCCCCGGGGCUGCUGGAGCUGUGCGUGCUGCUGGGAGCCCCCCGGGAGAGCCUCCGCGAUGUGGAGCAGGUUGCCCAGAAGAAAGGAAUGAAAAAACUUCUUCCUCUUGACCCUGAGGUUCUUUCUGUUUUUGUGCCUCCGUUCCUCAGUAAAGAGGACAGUUCAACAGCUAGUGCCAGUUGUAGUAAUCUGAAUAAAACAAGAAGACGAUCCUUCAGAAAAAAAAGAGACAAGGUCAGGACUGAGAACUGGAAGAACCCCCAUGGAGAUCAGAAAGUACCUGAUGUAGAACAUGUUAGUGUUCCAAAUGGUGUUGAUCUGAGUGCUUUGUCACAGCUGUGCUUUCCAGGAGGCCUCUGUGUAGCUCCUGAACCCAAGGAAGACCGGGUACAUUUCCUAGUCCUUACUGAUGUUUGUGGUAAAAGAACGUAUGGUGUGGUUGCACAAUACUACAGACCUGUACAAGAUGAACACUGUUUCUACAAUGGCAAAGCACACUUCGAAAUACCUGGGCAGACCACACAUGCCGUUAGCUGCUUUGUGCCUUUUGCUAUUUGUCUUAUAUCUAGAUAUCCAUAUUAUAAUGCCCUCAGAGAUUGUCUUUCCUGUUUAUUGGCACAACUGAAACUUUGUAAGGAUUUUGAUGUUGAUGAGCGAAUAAAAGAUUUUGCUGCAAAAUUGUCUUUAAUCCCCAGUCCUCCACCUGGACCGCUCCAUCUGGUAUUUAACAUGAAGCCACUACAAGUAGUGUUUCCUUCCCGUGCGGAUCCUGACAGUCCCAUUGUAGACCUAGACCUUCACCUUCCCUUACUGUGCUUCAAACCUGAGAAGGUAUUACAGAUCAUAACCUGCAUUUUAACUGAACAGCGGAUUGUCUUCUUCUCUUCGGACUGGGCUUUACUCACACUCAUUGCUGAGUGCUUUAUGCUUUACCUUCACCCUAUUCAGUGGAAGCACACCUUUGUACCCAUCCUUUCCAGUCAGAUGCUAGACUUUGUAAUGGCGCCUACGUCUUUCCUUAUGGGUUGUCAUCUUGAUCACUUUGAAGAAGUUAGCAAGGAAGCAGAUGGCUUAAUCCUAAUAAAUAUUGACAGUGGAAACAUUACCUAUUCCAAAGCCUUGGAUGAUGAUAAUAAUGAUAUUGAUAUUCCAGACAUCCCUUUACAAGCUGCCCAGACAUUCAUUCAAAGGGUAGAAGGCCUUCAGUUGCACUAUGAUCUAGAACUCUCCCAUCUAAUGGCCAGCACAGAUUUAGGUGAGGUCCAAGCACGCAGAAGGGCAUGGCAACAAAAACAGAAUUCUGAAAUGCAGCAAAUUACUUUACAACUAAUUGUUAACAUCUUCAGAGAAGUAAAAAACCAUCUUAAUUAUGAACAUAGAGUGUUCAAUAGUGAAGAAUUUCUCAAAACAAGAGCACCAGGGGAUCAACCAUUUUAUAAAAAGGUAUUAGAGACCUACAUAUUUCAUUCUUUUCUUAAAGCUCGUCUUAACAGAAGAAUGGAUGCAUUUGCUCAAAUGGAACUUAGCACUGAGUCUGAAGAAGACAGAAUGAAUGUCAUGCUCGUAAGCCCACGAAGACCAACAAUUGAGAAAAUGGCUUCUCGAAGAUUUUCCUCUCAGCACAUAGUUAAAAGACGAAUGGUAAUGAGCAUGCCAAAUCUACAAGACAUAAAAAUACCUGAAUUACCCCCAAGGAAUUCUUCACUUCGGAAAAUAGAAACUGUGGAUAGUUGUAAAGGCUAUAAUACAGUUCCAAAGCUGACCUCCAAAUCAGUGUACACAUUCAAGAUACCAGAAAUACAUUUUCCACUGGUGAGUCAGUGCGUUCAUUCCUAUUAUGCUGAUUUUAUCGACCUUCUGAGUAAGGCUAUCAAUUUCCCACCAUCUGAUAACUCUGUGCUGCUGGCAAGGUAUCUCUACCUUCGAGGACUCAUUAAUUUAAUGGAAGGGAAACUCCUGGGUGCACUUUCAGAUUUUCAGAGUCUGUACAGAACGGACAUAAGUAUUUUUCCUGCUGAUCUCGUAAAUAGAAUGGUGGAGUCAAUGUCUUCUUCUGAACGUUCUCAAGCUGAACGGCAGCCUGAGCUCAAAAGACUCAUUAGUGAAAUAAUGGAAAAACCAAGAGAAGUCACCAAGGUAGAUGACCCCGUGAAAAAUUUUGAGUUACCAAAGAAGCAUAUGCAUCUGGAUGUCUUUGUGAAGAGAAUUCAGGAAUCAGGAAUUGUGAAGGAUAUCAAAAUUAUCCACCGGUUGUUUGAAGCAUUGACUGUAGGGCACCAGAAGCAAAUUGACCCUGAAACAUUCAGAGAUUUCUACAACUACUGGAAAGAGACAGAGGCAGAGGCCCAAGAAGUCAAUCUUCCACAUGAGGUCAUCGAGCACCUAGAUAAAAAUGAAUGUGUCUACAAACUGUCAAGCUCAGUCAAAACAAACUUUGGAGUGGGGAAGAUAGCAAUGACUCAGAAGCGCUUGUUCCUCCUUACAGAAGGAGGCUACGUGGAAAUUUCCACCUUCAGAAAUAUCGAGGAAGUGAAAAGUACAACUGUAGCCUUUCUGGUUCUGAGGAUACCCACUCUAAAAAUUAAAACUGUUUCCAAAAAGGAAGUCUUUGAAGCUAAUCUUAAAACAGAGUGUGAUCUUUGGCACCUGAUGGUGAAGGAGAUGUGGGCUGGGAAGAAAAUGGCUGAUGAUUAUAAGGAUCCCCAAUAUAUCCAGCAAGCACUGACCAAUGUUCUGCUAAUGGAUGCUGUGGUUGGUGCACUUCAGUCACCGAAUGCCAUUUAUGCUGCCUCCAAAUUAUCUUAUUUUGAUAAGAUGAAGACUGAAAUGCCUAUGUCAGUCCCAAAAACAACUUCAGAAACAUUGAAGCAUAAAAUAAAUCCCUCCUUAGGAGAAACUUGCCCACAAGCCAUAGAUAUCUUGUUAUACACACCAGGACAUCUUGAUCCAGCAGAAAAGAUUGAAGAUGCUCAUCCCAAACUGUGGUGUGCUUUAAGUGAAGGCAAAGUGAUUGUAUUUGAUGCAUCCUCCUGGACAAUCCAUCAGCAGUCCUUUAAAGUAGGCACCGCUAAGUUGAAUUGCAUGCUGAUGGCAGAACAGAAUCAAGUUUGGAUAGGCUCUCAGGACUCCAUUAUUUACAUUAUUAACAUUCAUAGUAUGUCCUGUAACAAGCAACUCACUGAUCAUCGUUCUAGCAUCAUGGAUUUAAUUGUAGAAGAUGGAAACAAGGAAUCUAGCAGCGGUGAAGUCUAUUCAUGCAGUUUGGAUGGAGUAAUCAUUGCGUGGAAUGUCAGUACCCUGAAAGUGAAUAGGAAAUUUCACCUGCCAUGCCAAAAUCUAACUUCCAUUAAGCUUCAUAAUGGCCGCCUUUGGUGCUGUAUAGGCCGUAGCAUUAUGGUCGUGACAACAAACGGAUUUCUUCGACAAGAACUGAAAAUUGACGAGCUCUUUAAGGAAAUAUUCGCCUCUUUCCUCUGUUUCCAGCUGGUUCUUGAGCAAGACCAGGUCUGGACAGCAUGUGCUGGACACAGAGACAUAUAUGUCUGGAACAUAAAGGACUUCUCAAGACUGCCUCAUAAAAUUCAGCUUCAAGACUGUUCAGAGAUCAGCUGUAUGAUCAAAGUAAAGAACCAGAUCUGGGUGGGCAGCAAAGGACUGUCCCAGGGAAAAUACAAGGGAAAAAUCUACGUGAUCGAUGCUGAUAAGAAAAUUGUGGAGAAGGAGCUGGUGGCCCAUGCUGACACGGUGAAGGCUUUGUGUUCAGCGGAGGACCGAUACGUGCUGAGUGGCUCAGGCAAAGAGGAAGGAAAGAUUGCUAUUUGGAAAGUUGAAUGAUGUUUUAGCACUUUGAAAUGUAUUUCCCACGAACUGUCACUAUGGUGGGCAGAACAUAGGACCGUUGGGAGUGAUAUUAAAUAAAUGUACGCGUUUGCUGUUAUCAUA